AUGGCUACCAAGAUAUGUGCCCUACUUGUGCUCCUUGCUCUUCCAGUGAGCUCUACAACUACGAUCAUUAUUCCGCAGUGCUCACUUGCUCAAAAUGCUAUUAUUCCACAAUUCCUCCCACCAAUUACUGCUAUGGGGUUUGAAAACUCAGCUGUGCAGGCCUAUAGGCUACAACAGGCGCUUGCCGCGAGCAUCUUACAACAACCAAUUACCCAAUUGCAACAACAAUCCUCAGCCCAUCUAACCAUACAGACCAUCGCAGCGCAACAACAGCAGCAGUUCCUGCCAGCACUCAGUCAACUAGCUGUGGCGAAUCUUGCCGCCUACUUGCAACAGCAGCUGCUUGCAUCGAACCCACUAGUUGUGGCGAACGCUGCUGCAUACCAACAACAACAACAACAACAACAACAACAACAACAACAACAACAACAACAACAACAACAACAGUUGCAACAGUUCCUGCCAGCACUCAGUCAACUAGCUGUGGUGAACCCCGCCUCCUACCUGCAACAAUAA
Miscanthus lutarioriparius is the source of this 516-nucleotide messenger RNA. The record is from the annotation of a GenBank genome assembly. NCBI's taxonomy places the organism in Eukaryota, Viridiplantae, Streptophyta, Magnoliopsida, Poales, Poaceae.